AUGAGUCAUGACGCACAGUCCAUGCCGGGCCAAACGGGGCGAGAUGAGGCGGUUAGUUACCCCCAGGAGGCAUUAAUCCAGAAAAUAGCUUCAACUGAUUACAAGGUCAUAGUCCAUCUGAUGCUACUGGCACACCUUGCACUAGUCGUCACGCAAGCAGCGGCAUACUCGGACGAAAACCAGAUAUCACUUAUGGAGUAUCUACAACUCUUCGAGAAUAUAGAUUGUGGCAGGAUAGAACGAUCAAGCGCCGGAUUUCAAGGCGAUCCAAGAUAUGGUAUGGCUUACGGCCCUGGCCGGCCUGCCAGAACCGCAGCCCCUUUUUCACUUCCUGCCGCGGCAGAUGACUUGGAAAAACCCUAA
Molecule: messenger RNA, 363 nt
Organism: Fusarium proliferatum ET1
Lineage: Eukaryota; Fungi; Ascomycota; Sordariomycetes; Hypocreales; Nectriaceae
Exons: 1
Coding region: 1-363 (120 amino acids)
Source: RefSeq, a predicted model, not a curated record